Messenger RNA from Wasmannia auropunctata (little fire ant), 621 nucleotides. Its product is annotated as mitochondrial 2-oxoglutarate/malate carrier protein-like. The transcript is spliced from 3 exons. Gene Ontology annotation, biological process: oxaloacetate transport; phosphate ion transmembrane transport; thiosulfate transport. Lineage: Eukaryota; Metazoa; Arthropoda; Insecta; Hymenoptera; Formicidae. Bases 1 to 378 code for a protein of 125 amino acids. Gene Ontology annotation, molecular function: antiporter activity; thiosulfate transmembrane transporter activity; oxaloacetate transmembrane transporter activity. The record is from RefSeq and is a predicted model, not a curated record.
AUGGGACGAGCUAUGGUUGUAAACGCGGCACAGUUGGCGUCGUACUCUCAGGCAAAACAGGCAUUGCUGGACACAGGAUAUUUUAAGGAAAAUAUCGUAUUACACUUUGCAAGCUCUAUGAUUUCUGGUUUAGUCACUACUGCUGCCUCUAUGCCGGUAGAUAUAGCUAAAACAAGAAUCCAAAACAUGAAAACAAUAAACGGCAAACCGGAGUUUACAGGCGCAAUUGAUGUCCUGACCAAAGUUAUAAGAAACGAAGGAUUGUUUGCAUUGUGGAAAGGAUUCUUCCCGUAUUACGCACGUCUAGGACCCCACACAGUUUUGACAUUUAUUUUCCUUGAGCAAAUGACUGCUGCUUACAAAACGCACUUGGCAUAAUUUUAAUUGUGCGCGCUUACAGAAAACUUCAUUGAUUUUUAUUAAUGGUUUAAGGAUCUUAUUCUCCCCUUGCUUUAUCGCGAAGCGACAUUUUCAGAAGCAUUAUUUUUACAAUAUACCCAUAUUGUAGCAUAAUUGUACCGUGGAAUACAUUACGCACACAGUUGCAAUAUUAUUUUGUGUAAAUAUAUACAGAAUUUACAAUUUAUCGAAUAAUAAAGCUAUUUAGCAGCUUUUAUAAAA